UACAACAGAUUGCUGAACGACGAGAAGUCGCAUAUUAACUAUGUGGAAAAAGCCAGACGCAGAGACAGUGGUGAAAGAACAUAGCAAAAAAAUACAAGGGCAACGUCUUCAAAAUCCAUCUUCAUCUUCGGGAAAAGCAAAUCGGGAUGAUAUCGAAAAUAGCAAGAGCAUAAACUACACACGUUAACCGUCAAAACAAACCCAGUAUUAUGAUUUUAUGACAUUAGGAUUGUUUUAAAAAGAGAGGUGAAAGAUAGUUUGUUGGAUUGUAGCUAGGGACAGUGUUACUAUAUCCGGAUAGAUAGACUACGGGAAGCAGAAAGAAGAGAGAGAAAAAUAACCUUUUUUUGGAAAUAAUUUUGCCUUUAAAAAAUAUAUUUGGACUAAAACUUUUUGGGACUUUUGCCUGAAACAUUUUUUUUGUGGAUUUUGAGCUAGCUUGCUAGCUAUAAAUUGUCAAUCAUGGAAUUGAGAGUGGGAAACCGAUACAGACUGGGCAGAAAAAUUGGAAGUGGUUCGUUUGGAGAUAUUUAUUUGGGUACUGAUAUCUCGGUAGGAGAGGAGGUGGCCAUCAAGCUAGAAUGUGUGAAGACCAAACACCCACAGCUCCACAUCGAGAGCAAGAUCUACAAGAUGAUGCAGGGAGGAGUGGGUAUCCCAACGAUAAAGUGGUGUGGGGCGGAGGGCGACUACAACGUGAUGGUGAUGGAGCUGUUAGGACCUAGUCUGGAAGACCUGUUCAACUUCUGCUCCCGCAAGUUCUCCCUCAAGACUGUCCUGCUGCUGGCUGACCAGAUGAUCAGCCGUAUAGAGUACAUCCACUCUAAGAACUUCAUCCACAGAGACGUGAAGCCAGACAACUUCCUGAUGGGCCUGGGCAAGAAGGGCAACCUGGUGUACAUCAUCGACUUUGGCCUGGCCAAGAAGUACCGCGACGCCCGCACACACCAGCACAUCCCCUACCGCGAGAACAAGAACCUGACCGGCACCGCGCGCUAUGCAUCCAUCAACACACACCUGGGAAUCGAGCAGUCUCGUCGUGAUGACUUGGAGUCUCUUGGCUAUGUCCUGAUGUACUUCAACCUGGGCAGUCUGCCCUGGCAGGGCCUGAAAGCUGCCACUAAGAGACAGAAGUACGAACGCAUCAGUGAGAAGAAGAUGUCUACCCCCAUCGAGGUCCUCUGUAAAGGAUAUCCAUCGGAGUUUGCCACGUACCUGAACUUCUGUCGUUCUCUGCGGUUCGAUGACAAGCCCGACUACUCGUACCUCAGACAGCUGUUCAGGAACCUGUUCCACAGACAGGGCUUCUCCUACGACUACGUCUUUGACUGGAACAUGCUCAAGUUUGGCGCCAACAGGGCAGCGGAGGAUGCAGAGAGGGAGAGGAGAGCUGGUGAGGACAGACUGAGACAGGGACAGGCCAGGGCCCCUGCAGGGGCCAGGGGGAUCCCCUCCGCCUCCGGACGACCCAGAGGAGCACAGGACGCAGCCGCACCCGCACCCCUCACACCCACCUCACACACAGGUAUGGAGCGAGAGAGGAAGGUCAGCAUGCGUCUUCACCGUGGAGCUCCUGUCAACAUCUCCUCCUCAGACCUGACUGGACGACAGGACUCACGCAUGUCCACCUCACAGGUUAGACACACAACACCCUGUAUAUCCACCUCACAGGCUAGAGACACAACACCCUGUAUGUCCACCUCACAGGUUAGAGACACAACACCCUGUAUGUCCACCUCACAGGCUAGAGACACAACACCCUGUAUGUCCACCUCACAGGUUAGAGACACAACACCCUGUAUGUCCACCUCACAGGUUAGAGACACAACACCCUGUAUGUCCACCUCACAGGUUAGAGACACAACACCCUGUAUGUCCACCUCACAGGUUAGAGACACAACACCCUGUAUGUCCACCUCACAGGUUAGAGACACAACACCCUGUAUGUCCACCUCACAGGUUAGAGACACAACACCCUGUAUGUCCACCUCACAGGUUAGAGACACAACACCCUGUAUGUCCACCUCACAGGUUAGAGACACAACACCCUGUAUGUCCACCUCACAGGUUAGAGACACAACACCCUGUAUGUCCACCUCACAGGUUAGAGAGACACAACACCCUGCAUGUCCACCUCACAGGUUAGAGAGACACAACACCCUGUAUGUCCACCUCACAGGUUAGAGACACAAAACCCUGUAUGUCCACCUCACAGGUUAGAGACACAACACCCUGUAUGUCCACCUCACAGGCUAGACACACAACACCUCACAGGUCUGAAAACGUCUCUAGCCUUGUUUUAAUUGUUCUUCAUUCCUUUUCAACUCUCGCUGAUGACACUUUAAUGAUGAACACCGCAGGGCCUCCACAAACAGUCACACAGGAAUGUGAAACCUUUUCACUGGCGUCAUAAAAACAUGGCUGUAAUGUUGCAGGGUGUCAGUGUUUCCCCUAUAUUCAUUUUUAGCAGUGGCGGGCCACCACUGAAGAAUAAAAUACUUUUUUUAUUUUUUAUUCAACUUAAAGGACUAAAACCAGAUGUGAAGUGUGUAGAAAAGAUAACAGACUGAUAUAUAUUUAACAUGAGAUCGUCUUUGAGAACUAACAAUCAGUGUUCUAAAAAGUAGACAUUCUAGUUCUAGAAUCCGAAGUUCUAGAAUCCGAAGUUCUAGAAUCCGAAAUGAAAACACUUUAGUUCCGUAUGUUUCAGUCACUCAAAAUGUGUAGAAUUACAGUAAACUAACGUUCUGGUUGAGGCUCAGAGAUCGGCUCUGAAACUCUGUGAAUAAGCAGUGGAAUGGCUGCAGGAGAG
Molecule: messenger RNA, 2812 nt
Organism: Oncorhynchus nerka (sockeye salmon)
Lineage: Eukaryota; Metazoa; Chordata; Actinopteri; Salmoniformes; Salmonidae
Product: casein kinase I-like
Exons: 8
Coding region: 463-2184 (573 amino acids)
Biological process (GO): endocytosis; positive regulation of canonical Wnt signaling pathway; regulation of circadian rhythm
Cellular component (GO): cytoplasm; spindle microtubule; nucleus
Molecular function (GO): ATP binding; protein serine/threonine kinase activity
Source: RefSeq, a predicted model, not a curated record